Messenger RNA from Suncus etruscus (white-toothed pygmy shrew), 1601 nucleotides. RefSeq names its product peroxiredoxin 3 (gene PRDX3). Gene Ontology annotation, cellular component: cytosol; mitochondrion. Gene Ontology annotation, molecular function: thioredoxin peroxidase activity. Gene Ontology annotation, biological process: cell redox homeostasis; response to oxidative stress; cellular response to stress. Bases 31 to 813 code for a protein of 260 amino acids. The record is from RefSeq and is a predicted model, not a curated record. NCBI's taxonomy places the organism in Eukaryota, Metazoa, Chordata, Mammalia, Eulipotyphla, Soricidae. The transcript is spliced from 7 exons.
CCGCCCCUCCCAGUUGCCCGCGGUCCGCGCAUGUGGAAGAUGGCGGCGUCCAUGGGAAGGUUACUCCGGGCUUCGGUUGCCCGACAUCUGAGCGCCUUCCCAUGGGGUAUUUCUUCGUCAGCAGCCCUGAGGCCAGCUGUCUCUGGAAGAACUUGCUUGAGAAACGCAUUGUGUUCUGGUUCCUGGCAAGCCAAGUGUGCCUUUAGCACCAGCUCCUUGUUCCAAGCUCCUGCUGUCACUCAGCACGCGCCCUACUUUAAGGGCACAGCCGUGGUCGAUGGCGAGUUCAAGGAAAUCAGCCUCGAUGACUUUAAAGGCAAAUACUUGGUGCUGUUCUUCUACCCUUUGGACUUUACCUUCGUGUGUCCGACAGAGAUUGUGGCUUUCAGUGACAAAGCCAAUGAGUUUCAUGACGCGAACUGUGAGGUAGUUGCUGUGUCUGUGGACUCGCACUUCAGCCACCUGGCCUGGAUAAACACACCUCGGAAGAGCGGCGGUUUGGGCCACAUGAACAUCAUGCUGCUGUCAGACCUGACCAAGCAGAUCUCACGGGACUACGGCGUACUGCUGGAGGAGGCCGGCCUUGCUCUGAGGGGUCUCUUCAUCAUCGACCCCAAUGGAGUCAUUAAGCAUCUGAGCAUCAAUGACCUCCCAGUGGGCCGCAGUGUGGAGGAGACGCUGCGCCUGCUGAAGGCCUUCCAGUUCGUGGAGAGCCACGGCGAGGUCUGCCCCGCCAACUGGACACCUGACUCGCCCACGAUCAAGCCGCAUCCGACAGAUUCCAAAGAAUAUUUUGAGAAGGUGAACCAAUAGAUCCCGUGUCCCAGCCGCUUCCCGCACCGGAAAAGAACCAGUUGGGACUCAUGCUCAGCUUUCUAGAUGGUUUAUACAUGGCAAAUCCCCAUGGCGCUUCCCUCCAGAAACCACGAUAUGUUUUUAUAAUUUUUAUUGGCCAAGAUGUUUUGUUUUCCCUUCUGGGGAUUGAUCCUAGGUCUCCUGCUUGCCAGGCAUUUGCUUUACCACCGAGCUCCAUCCCCGGCCAGAUGAAGGCUUUUGAAUCACAGCUAGUUACUGACAUAAUGCUGGUAAUUUGAUGGUCGCUCACAAGCCUGGUUCUUAUAUUUCUUGGAUCACGUCGUCAGUGGGAAAGGACAAUGCUCUUAGUCUACUUUGAGUCUGAGCAUCACAGCAAUAUAGCAUCAAAUGCUUCUGAUCAAGUUCUAAAAUUUUCUUGAAUUUUUUUCUUUGCAUAAAGCUAGAUUUUUUUCUUUCAAAGUAGCCAAGAUUGUAGUUAUAUGUUAGCAUCAAUAAUUUAGCUCUUGCAAUGGAUGUAAUAAGUGAACAAAACAAAUGUGAAUCAUGUUUUUUGAAAAAAGCUACAGUGGCAAAGUGACUCUACUGAUCAUGCAUGUUCCCUAUCCCUGAAAGUUUAUAUACUUAUUUUACUUAUUUUGUCAACUUAGGACAACAUGUAUUUCUAGUUAUUAUUGAUCAAGGAUAAUUACCGAGAUAUUUAUUGAAUCCAUUUUGAAUCAUUGUAAUUAUUUUCUCUGCUGAAAUAUUCAAUUAAAGUACAUAGCAAAAAAUAAACGUAUUUUAAA